AGUAGCAUCAUCAGAAUGACUUAUGCUAAAUUGGCUUCAUCAGUGACGUUGCUGGUGAUAUUUUUGAGCUUUACAGUGAAAAAUGUCUAUUCCGUAAAAUGUUAUGUAUGCGACAACUGCGUGAAAGUGGAUACGAAUACUACAAUUAAAGACCAGUGUGGUGCAUGCGUUCAAGCAGGACUUCCGAGUGUUUUCGUACACAGACAAUGUGUUGAGAAUUGCUCAGACAUCCUGUCUAAUUUCCCUGUCAAGCAACUCCUCAAUUGCUGUACAACUGAACUGUGCAAUGAUGCUGGGAAAUUGAAGCCAUUUGUAUCGGUGACAAUUGCAGUUUGCUUCAUUUGGAGAAUGUUAACUGGUCCCAGAUUGAAUUGAAUUGAAUGAAAUUGAAUUGCAUUGAGUCAGCCCACAGCGAGACUUUCAAACGGAGUAGCUGGUGUUUGUUGUUUUGUUUUGUUUUCUUGUGAUUUUUGUUUACAAACAUUUGAGUACUGUUGCAUACCCCAGUGUGAUAGUGCAUCUAUUUUUGGCUUCAUUUAUUUUACAGUUGAACUUAAUAUUUUCUUAUUUCUAAAUUAUUAUUCUCUUGUAUGGUGUGUUGUAAACUGAUUCAAAAUUUGCUUAAAAAUUGAUUAAUACAAAUUCCUUCUAAUUAA
Trichobilharzia szidati is the source of this 656-nucleotide messenger RNA. The record is from the annotation of a GenBank genome assembly. NCBI's taxonomy places the organism in Eukaryota, Metazoa, Platyhelminthes, Trematoda, Strigeidida, Schistosomatidae.